AUGUCUCUGGAAAUCCACCCCGCGUCUCCCAAGGACGCGCCCGAACUCGCGCAAGUCUUCUACGCCAGCUUCCGUACCGACUGCGACAAAACCAUGUUCCCCAACACGCCGGACGUGACAGAAUGGUUCGAACGCUUUUUUAGCGCCGACAUCACGCGCUCAAUUGAAGGCGAGACCCGUGAUGUAUUCCUCAAGGUGACGGAGGGGUCGGAGGAUGGCGGGGAUCGGAUUGUCGCAUUCGCGAAAUGGAAGUUUCCCGUGCCUGCAGAUCGCAAUCGGCAUGAGGAACAGAUCGUGUGGCCUGCUAGUAGUGAUAAGGAACUAUGCGAUCGGUUUUUCAAUGGUAUGGAGGCGCGACAUGAGAAGUGGAUGGGGGAGAGGCCUCAUUAUUAUCUGGAUAUGUUGGGUGUUCACGCUUCCUACCAGGGCAAGGGACUGGGCUCGAGACUCCUUAAAUGGGGUCUCACACGCGCUGAUGCUGAAGGCUUGGAGGUUUAUCUGUCCGCGUCUCCGGCUGGGAAACCGUUGUAUCAGAAAUAUGGGUUCCGGGAGGUUGAUUCCUUCUCGCCGUACCCCGAUUACGCGCAGGUGGCGAUGAUACGCUCGCCUAAUAGUCAAAUAUAA
Molecule: messenger RNA, 624 nt
Organism: Penicillium roqueforti
Lineage: Eukaryota; Fungi; Ascomycota; Eurotiomycetes; Eurotiales; Aspergillaceae
Exons: 2
Coding region: 1-624 (207 amino acids)
Molecular function (GO): acyltransferase activity, transferring groups other than amino-acyl groups
Source: RefSeq, a predicted model, not a curated record